AGGAAAUCUGUCUUUCUGAGGAAACAUUAGUUCAUUAGACACUGACAGAGAAACAGCAAAAUGUCUGGUUUCAGAUGGAUUAAAAUGUCACUAUUUCUGAUGCUGCUUCAUUUUGCAGCUGUAACUGGACAAUACUCGUCCUUUGUUGUCAGAGAUGGAGAUGAGGUCACUUUGCCUUGUGAAAAUGUGACAUACAACCAGAAUGAAUGUGAACAUACAAACUGGCUCUUCAGUGGUGCAGGAAACACACCACCAGUAGAGCUGGUUGGACUUGGGCAGAUUCACAAAAAUGCUAAAGCUAAAUCAGACAGACUGAGCGUUACAGCGAACUGUUCUCUGCUUAUAAAGAAGGUCACAGCCCAGGAUGUUGGUCGUUACAGCUGCAGAGAGCUAAAGUUAGGACAACAACAAGGUCAAGAUGCUCAUGUUUAUCUGUCUGUUAUUAACAUUGAUGAAUAUGAGGACCAUGAAAAGGUGACAUUUUCCUGCUCUGUGUCGACAUAUGGAUGGUGUUCACAGAGAGUGAAGUGGCUGUUUAAGGGUAAAGAUGUGGAUAAAGAUAUCAGAGAUGUGAAGACAUCACAGGAUUACUGCUUGGCCAAUGUGCUCUUUAUGACUUCUCAUUACAUUUACGCAUCAAGGUAUAGAUUAUUUAUGUGUGAAGCGACCAAUAUUUACACUGGAAAAGUGCAGCAGUUUACCAUCAGCCCUGAGUGGUCAGGUGAGGAUGCAACAACAGUGAGAGCAACUGAAAAAAGUUCAAAAGCAACAUCUGCAAACGACGAUACGACAAAACCACAAGGUUGGUGGAGAUUCAUCAUUUUGUCAGUGGGUUUAGCAGCACUCGUAAUAGGUGUUGUGGCUGUCAACAUGUGGACGAGAAGUAAAGGGAAAAAAACACAGAUGGAUGAAAACACUGUGCAUAAUGAAGAAGAUGGUGGCACAGUGUACUAUGAAAACCUGGGAGACCUUUAUGCCUCUGUCACACUCCACUGAUCAAAACUGAUUGCAUUUAUACUGUGCCUUUAUCAAAAUCUUUGGCCGAGUACAGACAGUGGGUGCAGCCAAUUGCUAUUGACCACUGCCUGAAUUGAAAGAUGGAUGAAAAAAACUAAUUACUUGUUUUGAAUUCCCAGUACUUUAUGAUAACAAAUUGUCCACAUAGAGACCAGAAAAGAAAGAUAUGUGUACACGCCUUAACCCUAAAGCUCUCAGCAUGGUCUGUGUGGCAACCAGUGUGCCAUCUCCUCUGCAGGUCUGUGAGCACUGUCUGCUUUUUGUUUAUUAAUUAAUGUAUAAAUACUCAUGCAAGCAGCGCUCUCAUGUGUUAAGAAGUUGCCAUUGCUCUCCGACACUGUAGUGGGCGCUGUGGACCAAUCUACAGCAAUACACAGGAAGGCCACUGUAAAAGAAGAAAGCAGCCGUAUCAUAUACAUUAUUUUCUCAACACAUUUAUGGUGGCGGUGUGUUUUCUUCUUGCUUCCUCGUUCUUCCCGACUUCAUAAAUACAUUGGUUUCAUCAUCAACAAGGAGCCGCACACACUGGUCGCUUCAAAUUAGGAGAGAUGCACACUGUGUCUGUGUGCCGUCCGCAAUUAUGUAAUAGGAUUGCAGGGCCACACGCUGUUUGUUGAGAGUCUAAUAUAUUCUUAUGAAUUAUUCAUUGUGUGCUUUAAUGAUCUGAGCUGUAAUGCAGUCAGUAACAGUCUUCACUUUAUUGUAACGGAUACAAAUAUCACGUGCGAAUUAAAAAAAAUAAAAAACA
Siniperca chuatsi (mandarin fish) is the source of this 1765-nucleotide messenger RNA. RefSeq lists its product as uncharacterized. The coding region runs from base 61 to 996 and encodes 311 amino acids. The transcript has 7 exons. Gene Ontology annotation, biological process: interleukin-15-mediated signaling pathway; T cell activation; positive regulation of ERK1 and ERK2 cascade. Gene Ontology annotation, cellular component: external side of plasma membrane; membrane raft. Lineage: Eukaryota; Metazoa; Chordata; Actinopteri; Centrarchiformes; Sinipercidae. The record is from RefSeq and is a predicted model, not a curated record. Gene Ontology annotation, molecular function: MHC class II protein binding; protein tyrosine kinase binding.